AUGAGAUUUUUCUUGACUUUUAUAGGAGCUUGUUUCGUCAACGCUUGCCUGGCUCAAAAUCCCGCGACGACUCCAAGUACAACGACAAUCGCAGCCGCGAGAAAUUUGAAAUUGGUGGAUGAUAUUUUGAGAACCUAUCAAAAACCGUCUCAGGUUGCGAUUAUCAUUGAACAAUCAGUGAAGCAAGGCUAUUUAUUUUAUCUUUCGGCGAAAAACUACGGAGAAGAAUGGAAGGCCCUUUUCGAUGAUGGAUUCAACGAUACAGACAUCGAAGUGAUCACUCAUGAUCUCAGGGUGCUCCUGGAAGAAGUGGAAUUUUUUGCGCAGUGGAUGAUCAGAGAUGGGGAAGAUCUCAUCCAUCCUUGGGUCAAUUACACUUCUCGAGACCUUAUUGACGCGAAAUUGUUCAACUACACUUUUGGCGCUGGAGAAUUGAUCGAAAUUGUCGGUCAAACGAGCUUCAGGACAAUCAAAAUCGUCGAAGAAGCAACACUGGAUGUGAAUCGAUGGAUCAGAAACUGGGAGGGAGUUUCUCAAGGAAACACGACUUUUACCUUUUCAUUCGUCAGCUCGAUGUUCCGCGAUUUGAGGACUUGGUCGGAACUGCUACUUGAAGAUUUCCGAAUCGCGAGUUUGAAGCUGAACCAAGUUUUCGAUGUCUGGGGUCUUGGCUGGAACACUACAUUCAUCCUCAACGGCUCACUCGAGUGGCUUGUCCUCGUCGUGGAUAUGAUCGAUGAACUGGUCGAAUUCGUCAACUUGGCUUUUGCUGCUGUUCUAGAGCCGAUAAUUGGAAUAAUCCAGAGUGGUGGAAGUAUCGACUACCCAACCUAUUAG
Molecule: messenger RNA, 837 nt
Organism: Oikopleura dioica
Lineage: Eukaryota; Metazoa; Chordata; Appendicularia; Copelata; Oikopleuridae
Source: the annotation of a GenBank genome assembly